UUCUCUAUUCAUUCAACACAAUGGCUACUCGUGAGAUUGCUGUCUACGAUGACAGCUUAUCGCAACGUUUUCGCAUUAUUGGCGUUCCGUAUUCGAACCAGUACUAUACAUAUAGUAUGGAGAAGCUUGAGCGUCUUCGUCCAUGCUUCUUUCCAUUGAUUGAAUCUCGAUGGCGCGAUACCAUUAUUGAUACCACAGAUUCAGUACCUAAACCCGGUCGCUAUGUGUAUGUGCCUUCUAUAAAGGAUGCCAAGGGUGAUUGUGUCAUCAUUGGUACUCUUUACAAGGACAUGAAACUACGUCCAUCACCUUUGGAGGAAUACUCAGAGGAGUUAAAGUUGCGGCAACCUAUGAAGGCGAAGUACACUUCACCGGACGAUCGUCUAUUCAUUGAGGACCAGAGCAUUCGUGUGGCUAUUAGGGGCAGCAUAUUGGAUCCUCAACGCCUGGUCACUGGCCUGGUAAUAUGCCUAAAGGGCAGGAUCAACGAUCAAGGUGAAUUUGAGUGUGAGGACUAUAUGCAUCCUGGUCCUCCACUAAUGUGCCUGGAACCUCGAUCUGAAGAGAAAUACGUUGCAUUUGUUUCUGGGUUAGACCUUGGUGGUCAGACUACUAGUCGUAGUGCGUUACUGCUACUACGCGAUUUCAUUUUUGGUAGUACACCGCUAUCUGAGCUAAGUAGGAAAGUAGUUCGCUUAGUGAUUGCUGGUAACGGCAUUGGCAAAUGUGACGUAUCUGCGUUAUCGCAGUGUGAUGUAUAUUUUGCUCAACUUGCAGGUUCUAUACCUGUUGACCUGAUGCCAGGGAAUGACGACCCAUCUAAUCGCAACAUACCACAGCAACCUAUACAUCCUACAUUCCUGGAGCACAGCAGCCGGUACAGCAGCUUCCAAUCGACUACUAACCCCUAUGCAUUUUCUGUGGAUGGUAUUCGUUUUCUGGGUACAUCAAGCCAGGCAGUGCGCGGUAUUUGUGAAUACAGCCAUUUGAAUGAAUUGGAGGCAUUGAGGCUUACGGCAUCCGCUAGGUUCAUCGCGCCUACAGCUCCAGAUACUCUAGGAUGCCACCCUGAAGCGGCAGUACUGCACUUAACUGAGGACAACGAGUUCCCUCACGUCAUGUUUAGUGGCAAUUCCCAUGAAUAUGCAACAUCUACUAUGGAUGGAUUACCACGGUUGAUUUGCGUGCCUGCGUUUAGUAAGCAGCCUUGUGUUAUAUUGGUAUCUCUAUCUACCUUGGAGCCUAGGCUGAUCAGAUUUGAGUAGUGUUCUUUCUGGGAUACUUGUCUAGUUUC
Messenger RNA from Babesia bovis T2Bo, 1294 nucleotides. Its product is annotated as DNA polymerase alpha/epsilon subunit B family protein. Gene Ontology annotation, molecular function: DNA binding. Bases 21 to 1265 code for a protein of 414 amino acids. The transcript is spliced from 7 exons. Gene Ontology annotation, cellular component: delta DNA polymerase complex. NCBI's taxonomy places the organism in Eukaryota, Apicomplexa, Aconoidasida, Piroplasmida, Babesiidae. The record is from RefSeq and is a predicted model, not a curated record. Gene Ontology annotation, biological process: DNA replication; DNA strand elongation involved in DNA replication.